Messenger RNA from Miscanthus lutarioriparius, 1014 nucleotides. The record is from the annotation of a GenBank genome assembly. NCBI's taxonomy places the organism in Eukaryota, Viridiplantae, Streptophyta, Magnoliopsida, Poales, Poaceae.
AUGGCCCCCGCCCCCGCACUCGCCGGCAUUCUGCUCGCCCUCGUUGCGCUGGCUGUCGCCGUCCACGCGCCAGCCCCCUCGCCGGAGGAGUCCGAGUCAACGUCGCCGUCGGAGGCACCGGCCGGGGAACCCAUUGCGUCACCCGCCGAGGCACCUGAUGACGAUGCCAGGGAGAUGGAGAGCCCGUGGAUGUCCCCCGCCGAGGCCCCGGCGCCCUACGGCGACGAAAACGAAGGGCCCGCUGCUUCCCCGGAGGAAGAAGACGCGCCCGCCAUGGCACCGGGCUUCGACGCUAACGGCCCUGCCGCCGCUUCGCCGGAAGAAGACGCGCCCACCAUGGCACCGGGCUUCGACGCUAACGGCCCUGCCGCCGCUUCGCCGGAAGAAGAAGCGCCCACCAUGGCACCGGGCUUCGACGCUAACGGCCCUGCCGCCGCUUCGCCGGAGGAAGAAGCGCCCACUAUGGCGCCGGACAUCUCUCCCUUCGCGAGCGAGCCGCCAGAGGAAGAAGCGCCCACGAUGGCGCCGGACCUCUCUCCCUUCGCGAGCGAGUCGCCGGAGGAGGAAGCCCCCGCGGGCGCCCCAGAAGAAUUCGAGGGCGCACAUAUCGCCGCUCCCCCGCUGGAGGACGCGCCCACCAUGGCGCCGGCGGCCUUCGCUCCCUUCUGGGCCAGCGAGUCGCCGGAGGAGUCUGAGGCCCCAGCCGGCGCCCCGGAGGAGGAGGAGGCGGAGGCCGAGGCCGAGAGCCCGUCCUCCGAGAUGGCCGCCGCCCCGUCCUCCGAAGACUACGGCGUGUUAGAAGAGGAGGUGGUAGUACUCUCGCCGGACGGGUCGGCCGCGGUCAACAGCGGCCCGGAAACCGAGGAAAGCCCGGCCAAGGGGACCCCCGCGGCCGCGGAGGCUCCAGGCCCCUCAUCCGACGGCGAGGACAGCAGCGCGAGCACGGGCACCACGCGUCGCAGCCUCGUGGCUGCCGUCAUCGUCGCGGUCAUGUCCGCCGUUGCUGCUUUCUGA